This is a messenger RNA of Colletotrichum truncatum, 1848 nucleotides long. RefSeq names its product ATPase synthesis protein mitochondrial. NCBI's taxonomy places the organism in Eukaryota, Fungi, Ascomycota, Sordariomycetes, Glomerellales, Glomerellaceae. Gene Ontology annotation, cellular component: mitochondrion. Gene Ontology annotation, biological process: mitochondrial gene expression; mRNA stabilization. The record is from RefSeq and is a predicted model, not a curated record. Gene Ontology annotation, molecular function: protein binding.
AUGGCUUCACGACCGGCCUUUGCCGCACUGGGCUGUCUGCAAUGUCGUAGCCGUGUUUUGAGAGCUAUCACCUCGAAUUCAAACGCUAUCCUCCGAGCCCCAGCGCUUGCGACAACGGCGCCUCUUCGACCUCGUAACCUGCAUCGAGCUUUCUCGAGCUUGCCCCCGGACGCACCUAAACCAACAGGUGAAUCAGUUGCACCGGAAGUACAGCCUGAAGCUCAGGACUCCGAAGUAAAAACCCAAACCUCAGAGGUGACCGAGGAGAAGAAUGCAGGCGACGAGACCCCGUGGUUCCUCCAAGUCGAGCCCCCAACACAUGCACCCACUCAGCAUGUGUCGCCGCUACCCGAACUUCCUGAUGCAUCACCCGCUAUCCUCGAGCCGCUGAUGAAGUACGUCUACGAAGAGAUGGGACUUGACGACUUGUCUCUGCUCGACCUUCGCGCAAUGGACCCGCCCCCUGCCCUGGGCCCGAACCUUCUAAUGCUUUUCGCUACGGCUCGGAGCGAACGACACCUUCACGUCUCAUCCUCCCGCCUGGUCAAAUGGCUUCGCUACGCGCACAGAAUCGAGUCGAAUGCAGAUGGCCUUAUUGGCCCUGGUGAGCUCAAGACCAAACUGCGCAGAAUGAGGAGGAAAGCAAAACUUUUGGGUUCCAGUGCGAUGGUCACCCCAGGCGGCGACGACGGCAUUACGACCGGGUGGAUCUGUAUCAACCUCGGAACAUUAGGGGCUACAUAUGGCGAGGCGGCACACUUUGACGCUGAGGGCAAGAUGUCAGGUUUUGGUGCCCCAGUCACUGGUACGACCAUUGUUGUCCAAGUGAUGACGCAGGCACGCCGGACCGAACUCGAUCUCGAGCGACUUUGGAGCCAGCAGCUUACCCGAAGCGUGGUUCAGAACAAGAAGCUCACAGAAGGCGCCAAGUUUCAACACCGCUUUGGCCAGCUCCCACCAACAACGGAUCGCUCCAGCAAGGGCGGCGCUGCCACACCGGGUCAAAAACGUGCCUUCUCUACCUCCCUCAAGCGACCGAUGCCUUUUGCCCCGGCACCAUCCACAAAACCAGCCUCUACCAAGCCGGCACAUUCAGAGAAUUCCGGCGUAGAUCAUGUCAGUCUUUUGUCAAUGUCACUCCCCGAGAUUCGCCAACAGCUCGAGCAGAUACGUUGGGAAGGCAAACAGGUUGACAGAGACAGCUGUCUGCAUCUUCUUAAACAAAUCUUUCGAGCAGUCUCAAGCGACGAAAACCAUGCUCGGACCCAGGCUGAUCUCGCCACAGAACUGAUCGAGACGAUGAACGAACGGGGAAUGUCGAUCAUGGACACCGAAGUCAUCAUUACCAUCAUCGAGGCAAUUUCCCACUCUGGAGCACGAGGAGAGAAGAUUGAGAUGAUUCAGUCGAAUUUGGAGCUUGUCCUGCGUCGUGGGACGCAAUGUUGCCCGUCCGAGGAGCAGCUCAUGCGGUUGAUGAGGGCGUACGCAAGCCAGGGAAACUGGGAAAGGUUUUGGGACACAUGGCGUAUACCUCCGAGGUACAGCAAACGCCGCGGGCCGGAGCUGUACGUGUUUGUCUACUCGCUUAUGGCAAGGACGUCAGACAAAGUUAAGUGCAUGGACACAUUGAGGAAGUGCCUGGAUGAGAUGUUGGCUGAAGAGCCGCCAGUGUUGCCGACAGAACCAGUCUGGUUGGCGGUCAAGCAGUGCAUCCGGGUGGCUGACCCCGGUGCCAUCGAUGUUGCUGAGCACAUGGUGUCCAGGGGCGCCAGAGAUGGCAACAAGCCGCCCAGCAUGGAGUUUGUGAGGAUGCUGAAGGAACUUGAAGCUCUUCGCCGAAACAUGUAG